GGUGGAGGGGGCGGUGGUGGGUGGAUCAGCGGAGGCCCUUUGUUCACCAGCAUCGCUGCGGUGGGUGUCGUCGAGGACGACGCGGCCACACGCGCCGCCGCUUCCGUGGCUUGCGUCCGCUUGACCGCAUUCAGGCCGUCGCCGAACUCGGUCACCUGACUGCUCAAAUGCUGAACCUCGAUCGACAGCGACGAGAAAUUGGUCAGCAACUCUUCCAGCGUCUUCUGGAUUCCUUCCAUGGCCUGGAGCACAAACUUAGUCUGCGCGGACGGAGUGGAUGACGACGACGUCGCUGCCGCCCCAAAUCAAACCUACCCCGCUCAGGAUUUCGCGUCGGAUCGCCGAAGCAAUCCAACACCUUUCGCGGUGGAUGUUACGGCCGGAUCAAGGGAUUGAAGCGCGGCGGCGGAUCGUAACCAGUCUCUGAUACCAAGUUGUAACGACCCUGCCGGAUCGAAGCAAGGGAGGAAGGGGAUCGGGAGGAAUCAGAUGAGCUUGAGGGAGAAGAAAGAGCAGGUGAAAGCUGGAAGAAGAGGAACGAUACAGGAUUCAGAAUAUUUGAUUACAAUCGCUGCCUGGCCUCUGGCCGCACACCAGCUUAUAUCUCUCUUGGUGGCCUAGUGCCCCACAUGCCAUACACACACACCUACACAGAGACUAGUCUUCCCUCACUGGUUGUGGCCCCUUUUGUUCUCCUCAGGUCGUCGCACCAGCAGUGCCUCACUGUCCGCCUUCUCCACUGUUGUGGCAGCAGGGGAGGAGGGUGUGACAAUUACUUUGUCUUCACCGUGGGAUCGGACCAGCCAAGACGCAUCCAAUGGCCGACAGCUUCAGAAGACGGGCGUCCCGCUGCCCAGUCCCACCGUCCACCGAUCCAUCAUCGUGCUAGCCUGCACUGGUCAAUGGGCGGUAGCAUAACGGUAUUUGACACGAUAGCCGAGACGUUCCGGCAGAUAAGCCGCCCGGCUCAGUUGGGCGAGUGUGUAUCAUUGUUAGAUACGGGCGGCGACCUUGCUAUGUACGGCAGCACCGACCCUGACUACGUCACUGUGGAUGUCUGGGUGUUGCAGGACUAUGAUGCACAGACCUGGGGGUUCCGAUACCGGAUUAACUUGUUAGUGAUGGAGGCAUCUCCGCCGCUUAAGUUGUGGAAAUCUAUCCCUUGGCUGGUUGUGAUCAACGAGCACGAGCUGUUGAUGGCGCAGCGUCCUCGCCGUUUGCUGCAUUGUGACAUCGAUGGUGUGAUUUUAGGGAAUGUAGAAAGUGAAGAGCAUGAGAACCGCUUGACACUUUCUAGGCACCGCUUCCAAGAGAGCAUGAUUUCAGUCCCCUUGUUUGAGGCCCAAGAAGAAGAUGUUGUGAGCAACGAGCCUCGUCCAUUCGUUAUGGUGCUAUAAGAUGACAUGCUCCGUCUUAAUGCUUUGGACUAGUAGUUUGUUGUGUUCUUGCUUGGUACUCCCUCCGUUCCUAAAUAAUUGUCUUUCUAGAUAUUUCAACAAGUGACUACAUACGGAGCAAAAUGAGUGAAUCUACACUCUAAAAUAUGUCUAUAUACAUCCGUAUGUGGUUGUCCAUUUGAAAACUCUAGAAAGACAAAUAUUUAGGAACGGAGGAAGUAGUAUCUAUCCUGUAUCUGUAUGAACCUUGCAUUCUGUUCUAGUAUGUUCUUACUUUUUAGUACUACUAGUAGAACCGAACACUUUGUAUUUCUGAAAUAGUACUUGUACUAUCAUCGCUUCGGGCUUGUCAUGCUAUCUUGAACGUCGUGUUAAUGUAUUUUAUGAACAAUGGUGUAUCUAUUGCUAGAUAGAGAACUGUUGCACUGUUCUGGUCAGUUCAAUUUCAAUUUGCAUUGUUAAAAGUCAUGAAAGGCGUGGUUGCAGCGUAGUUGCUGAAAUGGUUACUUUAGGUACUCCCUUAUGUAGCUGAAUAUUUUGAUCUUCCAUGCUCAGUGCACACAUUGGUCCUACUGAUUUUGCUGUGCUCAUGGAGUAUCUAUCCUGUAUGAACCUUGCUUUCUGUUCUAUGGUCAUCCUUUUUAGCACUGCUAGUAGAACUGAACACUUGGUAUGUCUGAAGUAGCUCCUUCCUGCUAUCAUCACUUGGUGCCUGUUAUGCUAUCUUGAGCAUUAUGUUAAUGUUU
Triticum dicoccoides is the source of this 2143-nucleotide messenger RNA. RefSeq lists its product as uncharacterized. The transcript has a single exon. The coding region runs from base 630 to 1397 and encodes 255 amino acids. NCBI's taxonomy places the organism in Eukaryota, Viridiplantae, Streptophyta, Magnoliopsida, Poales, Poaceae. The record is from RefSeq and is a predicted model, not a curated record.